Messenger RNA from Pectinophora gossypiella (pink bollworm), 1368 nucleotides. RefSeq names its product xylose isomerase-like. Lineage: Eukaryota; Metazoa; Arthropoda; Insecta; Lepidoptera; Gelechiidae. Bases 1 to 1368 code for a protein of 455 amino acids. Gene Ontology annotation, biological process: carbohydrate metabolic process. The transcript has 9 exons. Gene Ontology annotation, molecular function: xylose isomerase activity. The record is from RefSeq and is a predicted model, not a curated record.
AUGGCCACCUAUGCGCAACCUGGAACGAAGCGGCAGAAAGUGAGAGAGAGAAUCGAUAAUGUCGAUUAUUUUCAAGGUAUUGACAAAGUGGAGUACAACAGCACAGCGAGUCACUCCGACACAGCUAGCUACCGGCACUACAGCGCGGGGGAGCGGGUUCACUCCCGGCCUAUGGAGGACUGGAUGAAGAUCAGCGUGUCGUUCACCGACUUCCGGAACCAUGGUCCAGAAAUCUUCGGCAGGCCCCAAAACCGUCCAUGGGACGACGGCACACACACUAUCGACAACCAGAAGCGUUGCCUUAAAGCCCUCUUCGACCUGAUGACGAAACUGGGCAUCAAAUACUGGACGGCAUUCGACUCUGACUUGGUACCUUAUGGGGACAAUUGGGAGGAAUAUAAGGUCCAGUGGGACGAUAUGGUGGAGUUUGUGGUGGAGUUGGCGCAGCGGAGCCAUGUGAAGCUGCUUUGGUUGGCGCCUGAUCUGCACUCUCAUGCUAGAUACUCUUCCGGAGCAAUGACGAACCAUGACGCGUCAACGUUUAUCCACGCGGCGUCACAGAUAAAAAAAUGCAUGGAAGUGUCACAACGACUCGGCGCGGAGACGUUUCUUCUCUGGCCCCAAAGAGAGGGGUAUCACGCUGUCUUCCAAACGGAUGUUCCUAGAGAAGUCAAGCUGUUUGCCAAGAUGAUGAAGAUCAUUGCCGAUUAUAAGGAGCGGCUGAACUACAGAUGCCAGCUGCUUAUAAUGCCGUAUUACAGCCGUAAUCUCCGCGAUUACAACUGUAAUCCGUGGCAGUGGCAUGAUGAAGACAGGAUCCACUCUUACAUGUGGGACGUCACCAGCUGCUUGUAUUUCCUCAAGAAUUAUAACUUGGAUCGCUAUUACAAAGUUUGCAGCAUACCCGGGCAUCAGAUGUAUAUGGCUAAUGUAUACAAUAUGCUGGGUGGAGUCAGUAUUACCAACGACUUUGAUCACUGUAUCGGAAAAAAGUUAACAUUGAUGAUGAAAUGCAUCGUAGAUCAGGGCUCGCCGCCCCCGGCUGGUAUAAAUCUGCAGCUGCGCGCGCGCCGGGACAGCGACUUGCGCGACAUGACCGCUUUAUACGUUAAAUAUAUCGACGCUGUCGCCAGGGGGCUGCGCGUCGCUUGCAGCAUUGUCAGUGAACAAGUCUUCUCUAAGCACUUACAGCAACGCUAUGGCACGUACUAUAGCGGGCUGGGAUCGCGCCUCGUCAGCGGAGACGUGUCUAUGGAGGAGUGCGAGGAGUAUUACAAAAAGAACCAAACCGUUGAGGUGUCGUGCCCUAAGAGUGAACAUUUGGACGUGUUGUUCCAGAGAUACCUGAACGCCUGUGACCAUAUCUGA